Messenger RNA from Lachancea fermentati, 3429 nucleotides. The record is from the annotation of a GenBank genome assembly. Lineage: Eukaryota; Fungi; Ascomycota; Saccharomycetes; Saccharomycetales; Saccharomycetaceae.
AUGGCAGGGUUCAGUCUUUCUGAGAACCUCACGAGGUUUCAAACAAGUGAUAAAAAGUCUUAUCCACUGGUGGAGAAUGCUAUAAGGGAACUUAACAUUGUUACAGAUCGUCUUGCGGUAUCCCCUGAGGAAAUCGAUGCAGACGAGGAGACGUUAGAGACUUUGAUCGAUCUUGCGCAGGGAUUUCCGCAAUUGUCUGUCAAACUGCAGGUACAGCUCACUUAUCUGGUUAGCUCUUCCGUGAGUAAUCUUUCGAAUGAAAUAUGUUCUCAACUCGCCAACAGUGCUUACAAUGACGACAUAAUAAAUCUAAUACCACUGUGGAAGGCACAUCUAGAGGAAUAUGGUUACCUAGUGCAUGUCUUAUUGACUUUCCUUCAGGAUAACGUUGCCACUGCAGCCUCACAAUCAACAUCGACUGGCCGUCGUCAAGUUGCGGACACAACUUUGGAACUGUUCAAAAGAAGUUGUAAUCAGAUUGAGCAACUUUUAGAAGGUAUAUUGCGAAUAUUUGAGAUCAAUCUGGCUCGUGUGUUCCAAACCACACCAGAACGGGAUCUAUUCGUCGGCCUCUUUACGAGACCUAUAUUCAUACUCAUAGAAACAGAGCAGGUGCUCAAAGUUCCCUCGAUCAAGCUAUUUAUUAUGAGGAUAAUAGCUAUGUCGGUCAAAAAUCACGGCCAGAGCUCAAGCACGCAAAAUGCAAUCUUAACGACUCUAACAUAUUUUAUGCAUUUAACAAACUUUAAUGCAGAAUUACUAAAAGUGGUGAAUGAUGAUUUUGAUUUUCCACAGUUAACUGAAGAUGUACUACGCGAUAUUAGUAAUAAAGAGUUCAAUGCAAAGGAUGCCACUGGACCAAAGGCCAUAUCUAAUUUUCUGAUAAAACUCUCAGAAUUGCUUCCGCGCAUCGUCCUUAGACAAAUGACCCUUCUUGUUAAGCUUUUGAACAAUAGCUCUUUCACUCUAAGAUGUGCUGUGGUGGAAGCCUGUGGUAACAUAGUAAUCGAAAUCUCAUCAAAGAGAGAAGAACUCAUGCAUUACAAACAACAAGUUGAAGUUCUACUCGAACUUCUAGAAGAAAGAUUCGCAGAUUCUAAUCCUUACGUAAGGACAAAAGCUAUCCAAAGCUGCCUCAAAAUUUGCGAUCUUGAAAUCAAAUUCAACAAGAAUAGGUCCAAUUUACUCAAACUGGCUGUGCGAUCUCUUGAGGAUAGAUCCUCAUUGGUCAGAAGGAAUGCAGUGAAACUCCUUUCCAAAUUACUUCUCACCCAUCAGUUUAGUGCCCUGCAUGGUACACAGUUAAAUUUAUCGCAGUGGAACGCUCGUCUAGAAAGUGCCACGCAACAAUUGCAGCAAACUCUUGAUUCUUCUGAAGGUGAAGCUAGGGACUCGCUGGAUAAUUUAAUUGAGAAAAGCAUGAUAGAAGAAGAUCAUAAUUCUUCGGAUAAUGAGUGUGGCGAAGGGCAAAUGUCGCGAAUUGAACAGGAGUCAGAGAACACUAAUAGUACCAACUCCGGUGCAGUCUUUAAGAUGAAACUAACAAUUCAAUACUACAAAGAUGCGAUCGAAUUUAUACAAACACUACACGAGGGGAUACACCAAUCGUGCCAGCUUCUGUUCUCUAGAAAUAAAAAUGAAGUGCUUGAAGUGAUGGACUUUUUUGUGCUGGCAGAUGCUUAUGACAUAGAGUGUAGCACUCUCGGUAUCAAAAAAAUGUUGCAUCUGGUAUGGAUGAAAGGAACGAAUGAUGAAGGAACUAGCAUUGUCUCUCACCUAGUUUCUAGUUACGAUCAGUUAUUCUUGACUGCACCUGAGGGAUCGAAUUUCAGAGAGCGUGCCGCUUACAUUGCAAAAAACCUUAUUGGGCUAACUAAAGGUGCCUCUGUGGCAGAUUUAGCCUCUUUAGAAAAGUUGUUAGGUUUACUUUAUGGAGCAAAUCUCAUUGACCAAGAUGCUAUAAAUGUUUUGUGGGCUAUUUACAAUAGCGCCAGUGAGCAAGAGCCAGCAUUCGAUACUGAAAGCAUCCACGGGUCUAUCAUAGUUCUGGGUAUGCUUUCACUAGCCAACUGUGAAAUCGCAUUAAAGGGCUUGGAUUCACUACUUAGAGUUGGAUUGGGUGAACCCGGAAGAAAAGAUUUAGUCCUCUCCAAAUUUUCUUGCAUUGCACUACAGCGCGUUAAUUCUCAAACCGAUCUCACGCAAUCGACUCCCAUUUCAAGAAGUGAAGAAGCUUCUACCAAACUAGCUGCCAAAAUUAUUGAGUACAUUGAAAACCCAGAUUAUUUCCCUGCUUGUGAAGAAGCGAUAAAUGCAUUAUUUAAUAUUUCGCCCACACCGGAUCAACUAUGCACUGAACUAAUUCGAGAAAAAACCAUGAUGACCUUUGGUAAUAAAGAAGGAGAAGAUAGUAUGACUAGUUCUUUUUCGCGUGUAGUGUCUUUGACUCAACUACUUUUUAUUGUUGGACAAGUAGCUAUCAAAACUACUGUACAUCUAGAAAGAUAUGAAGCCGAGUUUAAAAGAAGAAAAAUCGAAGCAGAAACGAAAAAAGGCACUAGCGGUAACAGUGAAACGACUGAGUCAGGUCAGCAACAAGAGCUUGAAAUGAUUGGAGGCACUAACGAAGAUGAUUUUACCGAUGCUGUAGCUUUCAUUAAGGAAAAUGAAUUACUAUUUGGUGAUAAUUCACUUCUUGCCAAGUUUGGACCUUUGGUUGAAGAGAUUGUAGCAAAUAGUACCAAGUUUAGUGAUCCAAUGCUUCAAAGAACAGCCGCACUUUGUCUAGAAAAGUUUAUGUGUGUUUCUUCAAAGUAUUGUGAGAAAAAUCUGUCGCUACUCAUAACUGUCAUGGAAAAAUCACAAGACCCUAUAGUCCGCUCUAAUGCUGUCCUAGGGUUGGGAGAUAUGGCCGUCUGCUUCAAUAGUUUGGUAGAUGAAAAUACUGAAUUUCUCUAUCGACGUCUACAUGACGAUAAUUUAAUGGUUCAAAGAACUUGUCUCAUGACUGUGACUUUCUUAAUUCUUGCAGGUCAAGUCAAGGUCAAAGGACAACUUGGGCAAAUGGCAAAGUGCUUGGAAAACUCGGAUCAAAGUAUCAGUGAUAUGUGUAAGUUGUUUUUCACAGAACUCGCAACCAAAGACAACGCUAUUUACAAUGGUUUCAUCGAUAUAUUCAGUGGCUUGUCAAACGAUGAAGAUUUGGAACGCACUUCAUUUAAAAAAAUCAUCAAAUUUUUACUAUCAUUCAUUGACAAAGAGCGCCAUCAAAAGCAGCUGAGUGAGAAGCUGUUCGUUCGAUUACAAAAAUCCGACACUCAAAAGCAAUGGGAUGAUGUUGCUUUUGUAUUAAACAGCUUGCCAUUCAAAAGUGAAAAAGUCUCCGUGGUUCUUAAUGAAGGAUUCAAAAUGGUAUCUGCCAGAGAUUGA